AUGGUGGAGCUCGAGGCUCUAGAGCGACGUGAGUGGAAGAGACUCAAGGAGGAAAGCUUGGGGCUCCAUACUGUAAGGAGCCUGCCACCUGAGGCUUCCGGAUGCCUGGUCGAUUCAACAGGGAUCGAGCUGGACCUGAACCAGCCUGCUUCGAAGUCAGCACAGCUUCUUGGCGCCUCUCAGCCUUUCACCUUGCGCGUCUUCAACAUGAGCGGCCAGUGCCUCAUCGAGUUGGCGAUCCGGCCACCGGCAGUGCCAAGCAUGCAGAGGCUGGCAGCACUGGUUGGCUCAGCCAUGAAAGUCUCUGCUGGAAGGGUGUCCCUGAUGAACGGCACCGACAAGCUGCAACUCAGCCAGGACAUUUCCGUGCUCCCGAGGCAAGACGAUGAUCUUCUCGAGCUGCAUGCCAUCGCAGACGAGUAUACAGGUAGAAUAGGUACCCGACGCUUGGAGAUGCGGCCGGGAUGGGUGACUGCAGUGCGGCUUCAGGGGCCGACGUUUGGGGAUUGCAGGCUUGAAGUGGAGUUCGCACCCGGGGAAAUCUGGGAGCAGCACUCCCUGUCUCUGUCUUACAAGCACAAGGUCGUCGUCAGGUCUGACAUCGCCGAGCUCGUGAAUUCGACUCAAGUCGCGGAUGAAACCGACCUCGAAGUGUCCUCCAUGACGUUGAUUGCCAUACUGCCGCGCCGCGCCAUGCAGGAGCUUUUGCUCGAGCACCUCAGCGUGAGCAUCCGGACAGAGGCGAUGCUGCCACCCUCAGGUGAGCAGACGUACCCCCGUCUCGUGGCUUUUCGAGAGUCGGGGUUCCAGAGGUGCAGCGUGCAAAACGGCAACGGGCUCGUUUGGCUUGUCGGAAAGCUCACGGCCUAUUGGGUCUUGGACUGCAUCGCGCUGCUGAUGUCUGCCAUCGUCGCCAUUAUGGAACUGGUUGCGGGGAGCCCUUGGUUUAGGGCCUGGCUGGCAGCCACGCUCUGGCUUCCAGGUUUCAUCUACGCCUGCAGGUACCAGGCAUAUCUCUUCGAUCGGAAGUGCUCCAUCUGCGCUUUACCUGCCUGCUGUUCGAGCUGUUGCUGUGGGAUUGUGUGGCUCUGGGUUCCCUUGGGACUCCUGGCGGGCACCUUCGUGGUCAACGGCAGGCACUUCCUGGGCCUGAUGCAGGUCGUUUGCAACGAGGACAUCCCCUUGCCCUUCGAUUUGGAGACACUGUACUUGUUCGAACUGUACAAGCGCGACGUGCGGCUCUUCAGCGACAUCCCGCGAUUGAUCCUUCUGGCCAUGGUGUUCGCGCGGCAGCAAGGGAGUCGGAACGAAAGCCUCGCCGGGCUGAUUGCCACAGUCCUGGCGGGAUCGGUCUCGCUGGUGCGUCAUCGACGAGCACUUUUCGAUGAAGCAUUCGAGUACUUCGAUGUGGUUACGAUGGAGCAGGUUGUCUAG
Molecule: messenger RNA, 1434 nt
Organism: Symbiodinium sp. CCMP2456
Lineage: Eukaryota; Dinophyceae; Suessiales; Symbiodiniaceae
Source: the annotation of a GenBank genome assembly